AUUAAUUUCAUGAGCUCGCGAGCGAGCUUCCAACUCAGAGACGUUUUAGCCGCGCUGCCAUUUGGACGUCGUUUGCCGCGUUCGCUUCUUUUUCUCCGGAUUCAUUGUUAACAUUUACAACUCGACAACCGCCAUACCGCGUCCUGCCCAACCCAAAAGCUGUCAAAAAUAAAACUCAGCCUUUAUUGGACUGUUUUUUGUGUGUGUGUUUUGUCGCUUGCAAAAUCUCCGUAAAGUGAAACGUGAAAUCUCUUUUUUUCGCCCAUCGCAAAUUUUGUUAUAUUUUGUUUCGCAUUUUGAAUACUCCAGUAAAACAGUGCUUUGAGCAAUUGUUGCGAGCGAACUGGUAAAGAUGGGCAAAGCACAGUGUAUUACCUACGAUGACAAUCAGGUGCCUUACCUCGAUUUGGGCACUGCACAAAUACGCAUGGAAAAGGAAGAGGCGCCCGACUGGGCCCUGAAAAAAGCACAAGAUGAACUACGUGAGCUGCCCGGCAUCAAGGAGGAGUCCAUCAAGGAGCUCAGAGAGCUAAUCCAAAAUGAAAAGUACCUGAAAUUGCCACUAGAUGAUGAAUACAUGAUGAUGUUUCUGCGUCCUUGCCACUAUUAUCCCGAAAGUGCUCUAAAUCGCCUGAAGCACUUCUACAACAUGAAGUGGAAAUAUGGUUUGGCUUGCGAUGACAUUGUGCCCGCCAAGCUGCGCAAUGUGUUCGAAAGUGAUAUUUUGAAUCUGUUGCCCAACAGGGAUCAGUUUGGACGUCGUAUACUCGUGUUGGAAGCUGGCAAAAAAUGGAAGCCGUCAAAGGUGCCGCUGCCGGAUCUGUUCCGGGGCAUUCAGUUGACUGUGCUAGGCUCCAUGGUGGAGCCAUUUUCACAAAUCUGUGGCGCAGUUGUCAUCAUUGAUAUGGAAGGUCUGCCUUUGAGUCACAUAACACAGUUUACACCAUCGUUUGCCGCCAUGUUGCUGGAUUAUGUACAGGAAUGCAUUUGUAUGCGUCUGAAGGCGGUUCACAUUGUGAAUAACUCGUAUAUAUUCAAUAUGCUUUUUGCCAUAUUCAAGCCCUUCAUUCGUGAGAAGCUGCGCAAGCGCAUAUUUUUCCAUGGCAAGGACUGGAAAUCGUUAACGUCGCACAUUGAUGCAAGCGCCCUGCUACCAAAAUAUGGUGGCACCGCUACUUGGGAGCUACCACCCGGCAAGAUGCUGGGUGAAUUCUUUGAGUUGUACUCCAAGGAUUAUGAGCUGGCUGACAGCUAUGGAUAUACUGAGGGCUACGUACCUCCAAAGAAAUAACUGGAUUUCUUUUUCAUGCCUAAUUUUUGAAAUAUAUUCUAUAUAACGUAAUAAUAUAAACAGAAGUUGGGUCAUUUGUGAUAUUGCAAAUAUUUGUUGUACCAUUGUAAUUUUUAGUUAUUUGCUCCAAGAAUGUGGAAAGCGAUAGUUUGAAUCUAUCAUGUAUCAAUUUUGUACAAAACGAACACACAUCAUUUAACAUAGAGCAAAGACUUUACUAGGGAUUUCUAUAAGGUAUAUUGUACUUUGUAUCAUAAGUAAAUUAGUAAUAUAUGUAAAUAUUAUAUGUAGCAUAUACGCAUUGAUUAUUGUAUUAAUUGAUGAAAUUGAAGCAAUAAAAAUAUGAAUUUUGUUACCUUUUAUACCAAUAA
Molecule: messenger RNA, 1662 nt
Organism: Drosophila grimshawi
Lineage: Eukaryota; Metazoa; Arthropoda; Insecta; Diptera; Drosophilidae
Product: alpha-tocopherol transfer protein-like
Exons: 8
Coding region: 353-1291 (312 amino acids)
Cellular component (GO): membrane
Molecular function (GO): phosphatidylinositol bisphosphate binding
Source: RefSeq, a predicted model, not a curated record